Messenger RNA from Hydractinia symbiolongicarpus, 2228 nucleotides. RefSeq names its product SNW domain-containing protein 1-like. The record is from RefSeq and is a predicted model, not a curated record. The transcript has 12 exons. Lineage: Eukaryota; Metazoa; Cnidaria; Hydrozoa; Anthoathecata; Hydractiniidae. Gene Ontology annotation, cellular component: spliceosomal complex. Gene Ontology annotation, biological process: mRNA splicing, via spliceosome. Bases 142 to 1734 code for a protein of 530 amino acids.
UCUAUGUUUCAUUUAGAUCGAAACGGUAAAUCUGCCAUCCCAGGUUUCGGAAAGCAUUGUGUCAAAGAAAAAACAAGAAGUUCAGGAUCGGUUCAGUUGGGUACAGUUCAACCUUUCUUCGUUUAAUUGAAUCUAUUCGCUAUGUCUCUAGCCAGGUUGCUUCCAGCUCCAACUCAACUUCAUUCCUAUGAUGUUGAUGAUGAUGAAGAUGAUGCUUUGGAGGCAGCCUAUCAUGGAGGAAUGCAAGUGGCUACACCAGGACCUCCUCCCUAUAUGCACAGAUUAGGUUGGGUUCCACGAAGACAAGAGGAUUUUGGGGAUGGUGGAGCUUUUCCUGAAAUAAUGGUAGCGCAAUUCCCUCUCAAUAUGGGAAGGGAAAAGAAAGAAAGAUCAAAUGCGCUGCCAGUUCAAAUGGAUGCCGAGGGCAAGAUUAAGUUUGACAAUUUGCUACGCCAAGGUCAGGCGAAGAAUAAAGUGAUCCAUUCACGUUUUACUGACUUAGUGGAAAAACAGGUGACAGCAACCGAUGAUGAUCCUGAACUUGCCCGUCCAGAUGAAGAGAAGAUGAGAGAGCUUGCAGAGAAAACCAGGCAUGCACUAGAGAAAGAGGUCACAUCCAAAAUAGCAGCAGCACAACCGAAUCAGGUGGCUCAAAAACCAGCUGAAGCACAGUAUAUCAGAUAUACACCAUCUCAAGGAGGGGUCAUGUUUAACUCUGGUGCUAAACAACGUGUCAUUCGAAUGGUAGAACAACAAAGGGACCCGAUGGAGCCACCACGUUUUAAAACGAACAAAAAGAUACCACGUGGACCACCUUCCCCACCUGCACCUGUCAUGCAUUCUCCUACGCGAAAGACAACAGUGAAGGAACAGCAAGAAUGGAAAAUACCGCCAUGCAUAUCAAAUUGGAAAAAUCCAAAGGGUUACACAAUACCUCUUGACAAAAGGCUUGCAGCUGAUGGGCGUGGAUUGCAAGAUCCACAUAUCAACGACAAAUUUGCUAAACUAGCAGAAUCACUAUAUAUUGCAGACAGAAAAGCUAGAGAGGCAGUUGAAACAAGGGCAACACUAGAAAAGAAAUUGGCACAGAAAGAAAAAGAAAAGAAGGAGUCAAAACUGCGUGAAUUAGCUGAGAAAUCGAGACAAGAACGUAGUGGUUUGCAUUCAGCCCCUAAAAGUAAAGCCGAAGCUGAGCGAGAUCUUAUCAGAAAAGACAGACACAGGGAUCGCGACAGAGAAAAGAAACUGUCAAAGAAUGCGGAAAAAAAAUCGAAGGCUAAUCGAGACAAAGAACGUGAUGUUAGUGAACAGAUUGCUCUUGGUUUGCCAAACGCUGCGUCAUCUCAAGAAGCUUUGUAUGACCAGCGACUAUUUAAUAAAUCAGAGGGAUUUGAUAGUGGGUUUGGAAAUGACGAUGCUUAUAACGUUUACGAUCAACCCUGGCGAAAGUCAGACACAGUUUCGGCUAUCUAUCGUCCGUCGAAGAAUAUGGACAAAGACUUAUAUGGGGAUGAUUUGGAAAAUUUAAUUAAGUCCACGAAAAGGUUUGCACCGGACAAAGAAUUCGCUGGCGCUGAUCGUUCGCAAACUCGAGAUGGUCCUGUUCAAUUUGAAAAGGAGGAAGAAGAUCCCUUUCAGCUCGAUAAGUUUUUGCAGGAGGCUAAACGGGGUGGAAAACGAACCGACAAGUCCGAUAAUGAUUACGACAAAACUUCAAAAAGAAGCAAGCGAUAACCACACUUACAGAAUUAUUUACUAAUUAUUAACUGAUACGAUGUUUUGUCGGCGAAAUUAAUGCUGGUACAAAGGACAGUUUUUUAUCACUUCCCAGAAAACAAUUUUUACCGCAACAAAUAUCUUUUUUAUAGUGGAGAAAUUACCAGGGUUGAUCAUUUGAGCAUUUUAUAAAAUAGCGUCAUCUCUACUUCUCUAAAACCACGAAAAGCGUUCAAAUGUAAGUGAAAAUCUAUGUCAGAAAUAAGCGGACGUGCUCAUUUACAAUUUUAAUUUUAAAUUCUUUUUAUAAGCGCUGCGGGUUGUUCUUGGCGCUCAUUUGUAUAUUAGGGUUGCAGAGUACAUUUUUUAAACCACCUUUUAACCAACGUCAGCUUUUUCGUCUUUUUAUUAGGAUUUGUUCUGACAAUGAUUUGUUGUAUCAGUUGUGACCACUUCAAAGCAUUGCUAAUAACAAACCGAACAAGAUAAAUAAUUCUGAUAGUUUUCCGCAA